Molecule: messenger RNA, 7357 nt
Organism: Pseudoliparis swirei
Lineage: Eukaryota; Metazoa; Chordata; Actinopteri; Perciformes; Liparidae
Gene: frmpd3
Product: FERM and PDZ domain containing 3
Exons: 11
Coding region: 69-4778 (1569 amino acids)
Cellular component (GO): cytoskeleton
Source: RefSeq, a predicted model, not a curated record
GCCUGCGAACCAACCCGCCGAAAGUGCGCUUUUCAGAGCACGUGUCCAUCAGCGACCCAGACUCAACAAUGCUCAAGGACGACUCCUUGCUACUCAUACCAAAUGUGUUGAAGGUGUUCUUGGAGAAUGGACAGAUUAAGUCCUUUACAUUUGAUAACCGUACCACUGUUAGGGAUGUGAUCUCCUCCCUGCAGGACCGCCUCUCACUGCGCUACAUUGAGCACUUUGCCUUGGUGUUAGAGGCAGGUGGUUUGGACCAGAACCCAAGGUUGCAUCUGCUACAGGAGAGCCAGCCUCUGACACAUGUGGUGCAUAGAACCUAUUUCCAAGGGAUGAAGUGUCUGUUCCGCAUCUGCUUCUUCCCGAAGGACCCUGCAGACCUGCUGAGAAGAGACCCUGCUGCUUUUGAGUACCUCUAUAUACAGAGUCGCAAUGACGUCAUCAAGGAACGCUUUGGCAUGGACUGGAAAUCUGACAUCACGCUACGAUUGGCUGCGCUUCAUAUCUACAUCACUGUGUCCUCCGCGCGGCCUAAUCAGAAGAUCUCUCUCAAGCAUGUUGAGAAAGAGUGGGGACUAGAGCCUUUUCUUCCCCUCACUUUGCUUCCAACAGUCAAGGAGAAGAAUGUGUGCAAAAGCCUGUCUCAGUUGCUGAAGACCUACCAGCAUCCACCACCGUCGGGAAACAAGGUCCCUCCUCUCCAAGGAAAGCUGCAGUAUAUGCGUGUACUCAACGACCUCCCACCUUUUGGUGGCAUACUGUUUCACACUGUUGGACUGGAUGAAAAACAAUCAGCUACAACACUACUUGUGGGUCCUCGACAUGGUAUAAGUCACGUUAUUGACCUGAAAAACAACCUCACAACAGUUCUGGCUGAGUUCAGUAGGGUUGUCAAGAUCCAGCUCUACCGAGAAAGCCAGGGAGUGGCUCGUGUCGAGGUGACAAUCCAUGAGGCCAAGCCCCUGGUCCUACUCAUGGAAUGGCCUGAUGCCAGUAACUUUGCAUGCCUCAUCUCUGGCUACUACAAACUGUUUGUAGACCCCAAACGGACCAUCUACUUCCGGACCCCUGGUCAGUCUCAGCUGACCAAAGCAGAUUACAGAAGCUCCCACCAUGCUCACCCACGUUCUGGGGCAACCAGCUUGCCAAGUGGAGGGCGCCGAGGGGACGAGAGGGAAAGCUCACACAGGGAGUCAGGGUCUUCAAGGGCCCUAGUUCCGGCCGAGCCCCAGCACCUGGGCUUGUGUCAUGUCCACCUUCGAGAACAACAGCAAUUUCAAGAGCUCCAAACACACGCUGAAGCUGAACUCGACAUCAAUGAAAACUUUAUUUCCCAUGAGCCCCCUUGGCGGCCCCACACUAAAUCAGACGCAACCCAGCAGAGUACAGAGGAAAUAGCUGAUGUUUUAGAGAGCCCAGCAGUGGAGAAUGCAGGAUUCAGAAUUCGAGCCCAAACAAUGCGUCAAUCCCAGAAAACUUCACGAUACUUUUGUGACUCCUGCAAAACCAGACAUAAGGCAGAGGGUCUGUCAACAGCAAUGAACAGUAGUGGGAGCUCGGGGAAACACUGCUCAAGUGCUUGUGCCUCCCGAGCUGGAGGCGCUGUUGACCUCAUGGCCCUUCAGCCCCCAGGAAUUGAAGAGGAGGAAGAGGCAAAUGCUGGUGGAGAGAAAUUGCAACCACCACCACCUGCUAUUGCUGCCCCACCACCUGGCUUCAGGGACAACAGUUCAGAUGAGGAUGACCCAAAGAGAGGCAGGAAGGCUCAAACCAGUGCCAGCCCUGGGGUCGCCUCUGGGAAGCUGGCCCAAGCCAAGGAAGAUGUGCUUGUAACACUAAUUGAUAAUGUGGCCACAAGAACAGUCCGAGAUCAUGCCCAGGAGCUUGACGAUGCCUUGGUGUCUACCUUACAGGCACUAGAGGCUUUGGCAGCCUCUGAGGACUACCCCCAUCACCCUCAACAGCCAACACAGACUGCAGGGCUGAUUGUCUUAGCUGCCAUUACACCUGAGUCAUCAUUGGACUCAGGCCAUGAGACCAACUCUUCUGAAUUAACUGAUGUUUCGGAGGUGGUGUCAGCUAUGAAGCAGAACCAGAACAAGGGUUACCUGCUGGCUCAUCACAUCAACAAAGAACAUAUACUCUGUCGCCGUGACUUUCCUCUGGCAAUCCCUGGCUGCACUGCAAAGACCAUAGGGACUGGGGCCUUCUCUGUGGGUCAGAUUCGUGUUGGAUGUCCACCCAAGCAAGUAAUUCUAAGCAAGACGGUUCCCUUUAAAGUCAGUCCCAGUCCAGACUCUGCAGGAGUCAGAGUUGUAACAGAGCAGGGGGGCAAUCAAGAGACUCAGACGGAACAGAAAGAAGAGACGGAAGAAAACCUUGAGUCCACCAAAGCAAACAGCCCUGAUCGCCCUUCUAAGUCAACUGAUGAACUUAAAGUGGCUGGUGCUUCUUUGACAGCUCAAGUCAGUAAAGAGCAGAAGCUAUUAAAUUCUUCUGGGGAGACCUUGAGCCAAAAUCAUUCAGAUGGUAAAAUGGGGAAGACAACCACACCUCUUAUAACAAACCCUAGCAACAAAGCCUUACAUAUCCUCCUACCUGUGGAAAGAAUUGCCUCUGCCAAGAUUUCUCCCACUAAUAUGUGCCAAGAUGCCAAGACUGCCUCUAGUGAGACCAUGAAGCCUUCAAGCUCUACAGAACUGUUGCCAGUUGAUGAACUUUUCUGCACGUGCUCAGUGCAACAGGAGCCUGGGGCUCAACUAAGACUAAAAGACCCCAAAGUUCAGAAGAUAGCAGUAUUCCAGUCCUCCUCCCCCACAGAUGAUGAGCGUCUUCAGGCCAAAGGCCUUCAGCUUGAUAACAGCAAAGAAAAUGAAGUGAGAGUAGGAGCAGAUCCUAGCUUGGCAAAACCCACCCCUCAAAUACAAACCAAGCAUUCCCCUCAUUUGCUUGUAAAUGCAGAGAGAAGAGAGGCAGCUGAAAACAAGUCUGAGAGUGCUCCGGGCAAAUCCCACCCUGAGUCACAAAAAUGUCCCAUAAAAUCGUUACCUAUUUUAGAUGAUCUGACAACACCUAGCCCCUCUGUAGAUAAAGUCUCCACUCUCCCUGUCAGAGACUCAAAGAAGCAAUGUAGUAGGAAGGGGAAGUCCCCGCGCAGCGCUCCUUUCUUGAGCUUUAGAAACCUUCUUUCAGCUACCUUCCCAGCACGAAUGCGAAGAGAAACAGAUGAGCGAAGGGCUCAGUUGCAGAAAGUCCGGCAGUAUGAAUUAGAGUUCUUAGAGGAACUGCUGAAACCCAAGUCAUCCCAAGGAGAAUUUUUGCCACAGGGAUCCUCACCUGUGCCCUCGGGCACACCCUGUGCCUGCCAACUCCGCACCAGCCCUGUAAUAAAGGCUCCAGGUAUAUCCAGGGAGCAGCGACGAAGCUGUGACUGUAAGAGAAUGUGUAGGGGCAUGCGACUACCUGACACACCAGUUGGAUCCACAACAGAGACACAACACAGAGGUAGAGAGAGACCUAUCUCUAAAACCCCUCCAACCGUCUCCAAAGCACCUCAUAUCCAAGGUGCUUCAAGAAGACCUCAGACUUUGGAGAUUAAGACCACACGAAUACGCUCUACCAGUCUGGAGUCAAGAGAGCCUAGGGGAGAGCAGGGUUCCUGCUUGCCCAUCUGUACUUCUCCAACCGAUUGCAUGGGAGCACCACAAUACAAGACGCUCCAGAGGCGAUACAGCAUUGGAGAGCUGGAUAACAGCACUAGCACGGCUGUGUAUGCUGAGGUGAAACCCAAAGCCAAGAGUCUAGAGAAAGAGAUGGAGAGAGUGAGGGCCACAGGGCUGAGGCUCCCCACCCCAGUAGAGCCGGUCCACAGUCAGUCUUUCCAAGUAGAGGGGAAGGGUAAAAAGGGUGUAUUUUUCAUUCAGGGAGAAGAGCUAUUGCGUGAAAGUAAAGGGACUAGCGAGGUGCCGCUGACCCUGCCGAGUGAAGACAGUGAUGACAAGGAUAAAUGCUGCUCAUUCUGUUUCUGCUACAGGAAGUGUGAGGUCGCAGAUGAAAGCAGUGAAAAGGAUGAGCUCUCAUACUCCAUACCUCUUCAGGUCCUUCCAGGCAUAGAGUUGGACUCGCAUACCUUUCCUGUAGUCAGCAAAAUGCUCCAUGUUCUUGAUGCAGAGGAUUGCAGUCGUGAGGAAGAGGAGGAGGAGCCACAGACACAGGAGAUUGACCUGAGAGCCUGUGAUACAAUGGAGGGGAGCCUUGCACGGGUACAGGCUUUACAGGGAAACAGUUUCAGCUUGCCUGAUGGUUUCCUAAAUGCCCAGUUGGAUGCUAAUGAGUUACUCGCUAUUCUGCGUCAGUGUGCCAACAGCCCCCAAACUGAGGGCGAGGCUCGACUUCAGCCCUCACAGAUUUCAGAGUACAAACAGGAGCUGGCGGUGCGAUUCAAAGAAUUCAGAGCAUCUUGUCGACGAGUGGCAAGUGUUGAAAAAAGCCCAACACGUAUGCUUGCUGUUGUCACAACCAGCUUUCAAGUGUUGUGUGAACUAACUCAGACCUUCAUCAAAUUGGUUAGGGGGGUUCGUUCAGAAACCCAAAGGCUGCAGCUGUUGAGAAAGGUUGAGGAAGUAGCUAUCAACUACACGUUGCUUCUGCGCGCAGCAGAAGAAUCAAUGGGGCACUCGAGCAGCUUGCCGACAAAAUCAGUGAGCCCUCAAGUUUCCUCCAACACGAAUAACAUGAGCUCACUUACUCGACCCAUCAAAACUCUGCCGGAACAGUAAGAAUACAUCUGGCAGGGGGUCGUAAAUCAAAAUUGUCCAGAAUGUGGUUGGCAACUCUAUCCAUAUUCAUUAUUUGUUUAUUGUUUACAAUUUUUACAAGACAAGCAAUGACUCAUCCUCAGUAAAAAUUGCAAUGCAGCUGUUCCAUCUCAUGUUUACAGGCCCUGAGGUAGCCUCGUGGAUCUUGUUUUGAAAUAUAAAGAUACCCCAAAUAAUGCACAAUGGAAUAAGAAUCCUAUAACAGACUGGGUGAUACAGGGCUAAUCACCUUAUAUCAACAUUCACAAUAUACAUAAGUCAUUGAAGUAUAGUAUUUUAUAUGUGAUGUAUAUUUGGGUUGUGUCUACUUAGCAAAUAAUAUAAAGUUUUGUGAUGAAAAAAAGUGAAGAAUAUAUUUGAAAUGUAUUGAGGUUAUAGAAAUAUAAAGAUUAUAAUAAAUCAUCCGAUAAAUGUUUCCUCUGGAAAAAAUUCUUCAGAGCUCUCGUCAAGUAGCGACUUCUGUAAAUUGCGUAGUCAAAGCGAUGGCUGGCUAGAUGGUGAUGUGUUUGAUUUUUAAAAAAUAUUAACUGUUGUAAUGCAAAAUGGAGAUCUUUGUUGGCUAUGGUGACUAUGUCUGGCGCAGUGAUACACAAGUCAAAAUUUAAGUGACAGUGUUGGAAAAUGAAAACCGCUGAAAGACGACGACUAUGAAAUUGUUAACUAUAUUGACUGUCAGAGGCCCCUUCUGCACCAUAACAGUGCAGGUAUGAAACACACCCGCUCUGGGCAGACAAUGUAGCAGAGACCCAAGUCAGUUUUAUCCACUAUACAGUAAUGAGUAUUGUUACCUCACUCAACUGUAAAGAAGAGAUACCCACACUGUACUAAAUAAUGCACGGUGUAUUAUACGCCAUCACUGAUCCAUGUUUCACUUGCAACUUACUUUUCUUAAAAUACAGUUUUAAUUAUAGCCAUCCACUUGUAAGUGUGUAGACUUACCACUAGAAUUGUGCACAACCUCUGAAAUUAGCUCUGAAGUUGAAAUGUAUCUUUUAAUGUUUUAUUAAGUGUUUUUUAUUCACACUGCUGCUGAAAACCUCACUUGAGUCCACAUUACCAGUUUUACAUAAUCGAUCACCUCAAAGCUACAGUUUACCAGUUUCGAAAGAUCCUUUGUUUUUAAUUCAGGUUUUCAGAUAAAGUAUAAACUCAUUUGCUUUCUUUGUGCUGUUAUACAUUGUGCACUCUAGCAAAUAUAUAAUAAACACACAAAGUACUUUUCUAUGUAUUUUAAUAAAACUAACACAUCUGUUUCUUGUCUGAAACCUUCUUUGUGUCUCAUCCUCUUGUUAUUCCUUGAAAUUAGUCAAGGAGAUGUUUUAUGUACUGGCCUGCCAUGUAAACUGGACAUACUGUCAAAAGAGAGUGCUGUGAAACCAAAUCAAUCUGGCCUGUCACAAUACUAAAGAUAACAAACACAAUAUUGCUGUUUCUUGCACAAAAUGUAUUAGUCAGUUCUUUGGGAUAUAAUGUGGUUGUCUAAUGAACUGCAAAGGUUUAUAAAACACUAUUUAUGAGGUUAAUAUCCAGCCUGGGUAAAAGUAUUUAAGUGUUUGAUAUUUGAUUAAUUUAUAGCCAAACACCAAUCAGAUAUUUUCUAGCUAAAUUAUGCCUUCAUACUGCUGGAAAUCUGAGCCACUUGUUUUCAGCUUUGAUGAUUGUUUAUUAUUAUGCGUGUGAUUUAUCUUCAAUUUAUCAAUAAAGCUCCCAAUACUAUAAUUUUUUUAAUUUUAAACAGAGAUUGACCUCGAAUGUUUCAGUAUUUGGGCCUUGUUGUACUUCUUUACUUGGUUUCAGAAUCCAUUGUUGUGUUGACAAGCACUCUCUUUUAACAGUUGGUCCUUUGUUGUUGAUGUGGAAUUUCCAUUCAGUGUUCUCUCUUUCACUGUACUGCAUGUUUUCCUUUAUGUAUUAGACUUUCAGGGGCAAAUACUUUGACAAUUGAAGGUGAUGAUACUGAUUGUAUAGAUCAUUUUCCAUUUCUAAAGUGGAAAAAACAGGCAACAAAUAAAUAUGUUAAUGUUUUGCCGAUGAUAUUCAGUAUUGGAAUGUAUUAUUCUACACAGAUGUAAAUAGUAAGACACUUUUUAAACAUUACCUGUAACAUUAAAAUGUAUCCAAACUCUUCACUCUUUUGUAAAAAGAAAAAGAUAAGACAUGUCUGUAAGGUAAUUAUUUAUAGUAGUAAUGUAACAUAGAGACUAAUAGCAAAACAUAUAUUUUAAUGAGUAUAUAUCGAGCAUGUUAUUUUUUUAAACAACAAUAUCAGAAAGUGUAUUCUCAUAAGCUCUUGAACAUUUUAAGAUUCUGAUAAACAUUUUCUGUGGUUUGUCAUUGUUCAGUUGCUUUGAUAAACUGUGGACUUGUCCAUGUUUCAUUCACACAAUGAGCCUGCCACGGCUUAAUCUAUUGUUUCUUUAUGUGCACCUAUUCAUUCAUGUCUUUAUUUACAGUCAAUGGUCUUGUCGUCACUGUGGUUUUCUGUCUGUGUACAAAGUUAAAUCAUGUUUUACGAGCAAUAAAGUAUAUAAUAUAAAGUC